AUGGUCAAGCUCGCGCGUGCCCUCGACUUCCCUCGAUCUGAAAUAUACUACUAUGUCAUGGAGAAGAUGAAUUUCAAGAUCACGUACACCCUCUGUGCGAAGAGGGUGGAGAGGUGGAUCCGCGCCGUCGUGGGCUUGGACUACGAGUUCACCAACCCUCGCAAGGGUAACCAACGCGCCUCCGUCCUGCAACUCUCCGUCGCGCAACACACUCUGGUCUUCCAUAUUGUGCAUGCCGAUGAAGUACCACAAAUGCUCAUCGAUUUCCUUACGGACAAGAACAUCAAAUUCUGUGGCGCGGCAAUCAACAAUGAUGUGGAUAUGUUGUAG
This is a messenger RNA of Lolium perenne, 330 nucleotides long. RefSeq lists its product as uncharacterized. Lineage: Eukaryota; Viridiplantae; Streptophyta; Magnoliopsida; Poales; Poaceae. Gene Ontology annotation, cellular component: nucleus; cytoplasm. Gene Ontology annotation, molecular function: nucleic acid binding; 3'-5' exonuclease activity. The record is from RefSeq and is a predicted model, not a curated record.